AUGUCUAUCGAACACUGUGGUUCUCUUAGUCCUUCUAUUAAGGCAAAACUGCAGAAUGCUGGUCUAAUGUGGAUAGAUGAUAUUCCCCGAUUAAAAUAUCAUGCAAGUGUGAAUGAAAAUACUACUACUACUACUACUAAGAAAGAAGAAGAAGAAAAUCCUUCUCAUUCUCUGUUGAAUGAAACACUCACAGCUCUUUUGCAGCGAUGUCCACAACUCACACAUGAUGAAGCCGUACAAUUACUGCACGUUGUGGAUACGCACCGCAGUGGGAAAUAUCCCGCCGGUCGUUCGUGUUGUUCUUCUCCUGCAAUUCGAACACUUCAGGAGAUGAUGGAAUUGGAAGAAACGGCGGGAACUGAGAAAGUGACGACUUUCUGUGGUAGUUUAGAUCUCCUUCUCGGGGGUGGUGUGCCGGUGGGUGCGGUGAGUGAGAUUUGUGGUCCGCCGGGUGUUGGCAAGACCCAAUUAUUAAUGCAAUUGGCUGUGAACUGUGCCUUACCAGUGGAGUUGGGAGGAUUACACGGGGCCUGUUUGUUUAUAGACACAGAAGGGAGUUUUGUGCCGGAGCGUUUUCGUGAAAUUAUUUCCGCUGCUGUUCUGCAGGUGAAACGGAUUAUACUUCGUCAAGAGUCGGAGGGUAUUUAUAGUGGAAGUGUGACGGUGGCGGGAGAUGAUGGAUUAACAGUGACAUCCUGCAGUGGGAAUAGUGUGAGUAAUCAUAGUAAUAAUAGUAAUAGUAAUAGUAAUAAUACUAAUAUAAAUAAUACUAAUACUAAUAGUACUACUACGGCGUCUUCUCCCUCAUCUCGUAAGAGAAGCCGAAAUGAAACUACACAUACCUCUAUUGCGGCUAUAGCAGAUUUCUUUACAUUGGAGUAUGUACUUGGAGAAACACAGUAUAUGCGGAUAACGGAUCUUGUUUCACUCAUGGCCUUUUUACAUAUGCUUCCCACAUAUCUUGCCGCUCAUCCAACCAUACGAAUGAUAGUGAUUGACUCCAUUGCAUUUCCUUUUCGUUCCUUUACUCAGUUUGAUACUACACGUAAUCCACAACAACAUUAUCAAGGGGGAAUAGAGACUUUUGAGAUGCAGGAGAAUCAAACUUCUCUGGAGUCUAAACAACUUAUUUGGCAACGAUCUCGACUUCUUUUUAGUUGUGGGCAAAUAUUACAGCAACACGCCCGUAAUCAUAAACUCUGUAUUGUUGUGAGUAAUCAAGUAACCAGUCGUACUAUAAAUAAUAAUAAUAAUAAUAAUAAUAAUAAUAAUAAUAAUAAUAAUAAAACAGAAUCAUCACAUAUUCUUAUUCCUGCCUUGGGGGAUUCAUGGGCAUAUGGUUUAUCAACACGUCUCUUGCUUAUGCAGAAACACUAUACUUUGGGCUUUAAUGGGAUAAGGGAUAAAAAAGAGGGAUGUCAUGAGAAUGUUGUUUUUAUCGCAACAUCAAUGAACAAUAAUGAUGAUAAUAGUGGUAGUGGUAAUGUGGAUAACAGCAGUAACUGCAAGAGUAAAAAGAAUGAUAUUAGUAGUGUAGUGAAUGCUGUUCAACACCGAGUGGCACGUCUUGUGAAGAGUCCAACACAACCGCGUGGGGAGUGUUGUUUCUCUAUAAGCCAGAAAGGUGUGCGUGAUGUUUUUCGGGUGGAGUUGUGA
This is a messenger RNA of Trypanosoma theileri, 1656 nucleotides long. Its product is annotated as putative meiotic recombination protein DMC1. The transcript has a single exon. The record is from RefSeq and is a predicted model, not a curated record. Gene Ontology annotation, cellular component: replication fork; Rad51B-Rad51C-Rad51D-XRCC2 complex; Rad51C-XRCC3 complex. Lineage: Eukaryota; Euglenozoa; Kinetoplastea; Trypanosomatida; Trypanosomatidae. Bases 1 to 1656 code for a protein of 551 amino acids. Gene Ontology annotation, molecular function: ATP-dependent DNA damage sensor activity; crossover junction DNA endonuclease activity; ATP hydrolysis activity. Gene Ontology annotation, biological process: meiotic DNA recombinase assembly; DNA repair; reciprocal meiotic recombination.